GUUCUGGCUGUAUUCCUGGCUGCUGACGAGAUGGAGGCGACAUCUGAAGAGUCGAUUAUCAUGAGCCGCAUCGCCGCGACUAUCGGGAAGACUUUUGAGAGUUGUCGGGAGGAGACCCAAUUAACCCCCGAGAUCAUGAAAGAAUGGCACCAAAUGUGGGAUUAUGACUUCGAUGUAGGAGCACACAGAGAGAUCGGGUGCACCGUCAUCUUUAUGGGCCACAAGAACUCCUUACUGGAUGAUGAUAAUACCGUGCAUGGUGACAGAAUGUUAGACUACAUCAGGACUUAUGAAAAUGAUCGAUUGCAAGAAGGCUGUCCUGGUGUCCUGGCCUACGCCGCCAUGAUUAAUGAUAUGCUGGAGGAGGAAUGA
Molecule: messenger RNA, 372 nt
Organism: Cydia splendana
Lineage: Eukaryota; Metazoa; Arthropoda; Insecta; Lepidoptera; Tortricidae
Product: general odorant-binding protein 2-like
Exons: 3
Molecular function (GO): odorant binding
Source: RefSeq, a predicted model, not a curated record